AUGGAGAAAGUUAAUAAGAAGUGCUACAGUGGAAGUGUUGAUGUGAUAAGCGUGCCAGGAGACGGAAAUUGCUUUUUCUAUUCGGUUAUCCAGCAGAUGACAGGAUGGACGACAUUCGAUACCAAAUUCCGAAACAAAUCAGCGGAGUUGAGAAAGGCCGUGGUGCAGCAUCUGCAAAAUCAUAAAGAACGAAUGAGAGAUGUCCUGCUGGGAGAAAUUGCAACUCUGAUGGAGUACAAUAACUAUGGAACGGACGAAGAAAAAAUUAUAAAAUUUCUGCAAGACUUGGAGAAGGAAGGUACGUGGGCAGGUACCGAAUCUAUAUUGGCAGUAAAGGAUUUAUUGGGGGUGAAUAUAUUGGUGUUCAACCCUCGAUACGCUUCCUUGCGUUAUACGCAUGGCAAUGGAGAAGGAAGGACAGUUCAAUUGUAUUUCAACGGAAUAAACCAUUACGAUAGCGUCUGGAACAACAAUGUAGUUCAUUUAGCUAACGAUAAGAGAAAUACGAAAGAACAGAACUUGUCGAUAAAUGCAGACAGAAUCACAGGAUUUGAAGAAUGUGAGAAAAUAAAAGUAUUGAACAAAAUAUAUUGGAUAACAGUAGAGGAUAAACGACUGAAAGUAAGAAGGAUAGUGGAAGGUAAAGAUAGUUAUCUGUGGGCAGUCAGCCAUCAAUUAAGUGGAAUAAACCCAGGAGCCAAAGAAUUUUCCGAAUUGCCAGAAGCAUUGAAAACUGAUUUGUUGAAGCUACAGGGAAACGAAGAGACACAAAUAAUGAAACCGACUAGAGAAAUUUGGAAAAAGAUAGCUGACACGUGGCAGAAAACAGUGAAUAUAUUUGAACAGAACGGGUUAGGAGGUGUUUUCGAACCAAAGGAAAAUAGAGCAGGACAUGGAGAAAUCAAUCUUCUUCAAAUGAACUUGAAUGGGGAAAGCCAAAUAGACAGCGUUGAAAUGGUGAUACAAAAACAAAAAGGACACAACACGGAGAAAUCAGCAGUUGAAGGAAGAGCUGAAAAUUCAUCGAAACGCGAUCACAUGGACUAUAACAAGGAAGAAGGAAUAACAAAUUCCGUUCUUAAAAUAGCUUCGAUAAAUGUGAGAGGAUGCUGUCAACUAUCAAAAAGAAAGGAGAUCGACGAGGAACUGCAUAAAGCCGCCAUUGACAUUGCAGUUCUACAAGAAGUCAAUGUGUCAGGAACAAAAAUAGAUACUUUCAAUUAUGAAUGGUGGAUAGCAGACCGCAGAAACAACAAUAACAUGAGAGGACUAGCCAUAUUAAGGCGAAAAAACGGGAAGGCUAGUGUGAAGAAUGUUAAAAAUGUGAAUAAAAACAUAAUGUCAGCUAUAGUUCAGUAUGAAGGAGUAAAAGAAGAUUGGUUGUUGGUGAAUGUACACGCUCCAAAUACAACUGCCAACUCAUUCUAUGCCAAUUUGGGAGCAUAUGUAAACGGAAAUCCAAAAAAGCAGCAAAUGAUAAUAUUGGGAGAUUUCAAUUCCCAAAUAGGAAAAGAGGAUGCAGAAGAAGAGGAACUGAAUAGGUUAGGGAAAUUUAUUGGACACCACAUAACAAAUGAUAACGGCGAACACAUGAAAAUAUUUUUAAAAAUUCAUAAGAUGAACGUAGUUUCUAUGAGAUACGAUAAAUCCGUGUUAGUAACUUGGGCAAGCACUCGACAUAGUUCACAAAUAGAUCAUGUAUUAGCUUCAGAAGAUACAGUAGUUAAAAUUAAAUAUGUUAGAGCUAAUUGGACCACAUUUCAGACAGAUCACAAAAUGCUAAUGAUAGGGUUAAAUACAGCACAAUGGAAAAAAGAUAUCAAGGAAAAGAAGCUUACUAAACCAACUAAUCCAAGUAAUCUACAACACAAAGAACAAAGAAAAGCGUACCACGAAGAACUGCAGAGCUAUGGCCCACUAGAAAUGGAAAAAUGUUCUAUCACAGAAGCUUAUAGCAGGGUAGUAGAAAAAGUUAAUAAUUGUGCAAAAAAGGUACUAAGAAAGGUAAAACUUUCGAUGACACCUAAGAGAAAAAGGCUUUAG
Messenger RNA from Armigeres subalbatus, 2043 nucleotides. RefSeq lists its product as uncharacterized. NCBI's taxonomy places the organism in Eukaryota, Metazoa, Arthropoda, Insecta, Diptera, Culicidae. The record is from RefSeq and is a predicted model, not a curated record. The coding region runs from base 1 to 2043 and encodes 680 amino acids. Gene Ontology annotation, biological process: protein deubiquitination. Gene Ontology annotation, molecular function: cysteine-type deubiquitinase activity. The transcript has 2 exons.